AUGGCUGCCGAGUCCCAGUCACUGAGGUCCAUCGGUAGUAACCGGGCAACCCAGGUAGAACACACCGCGAGACAACUCGACCCAGGCGAUGCUGAAAAGUUUACACCCCCCCGAGCCCCGCCGGAGCCGAUCGAUACGGAAGAACUGUACCAACCGUGGAGUGUCCGCUUCUGGUUGACGCUUCUGUGUAACUUUCUCGCGCUCUUUCUCGUCGCCCUCGACCGAACCAUUAUCGCCACCGCGGUCCCACGCAUAUCGGACGAGUUUCAAGCCUUGGGAGAUAUCGGCUGGUAUGGCUCUGCGUACAUGCUUACAACGGCCUGCGCCCAGCUGAUUUUCGGCCGCAUCUACAAAUUCUACGAUAUGAAGCAGACCUUCCUCACCAGCGUCCUCGUCUUCGAGAUAGGAUCCACGAUAUGUGGCGCCGCCCCUAAUUCGGUCUCGUUCAUUGCCGGCCGUGCCAUCGCCGGCCUUGGCUCCGCCGGCAUCUUUUCUGGCUGCCUCUUAAUCAUGAUUCCCAUGAUCCCCUUGCACCGACGUGCCAUGUCCCAGUCCUUGUUCGGUGUCGUUUUCGGUCUCGCCUCUGUCUUGGGGCCCUUAAUCGGUGGCGGAUUCACAGGCAAGGUCACCUGGCGAUGGUGUUUUUACAUCAAUCUCCCGAUCGGCGCCGCGACCCUGGUUUUCAUGAUCUUUUGUUGGAACCCGCCGGGGAAGGAACGGGAAGAUAAACCGGCCAGCUUCGUGGUUCAGGUCAGACGCUUGGAUCCCCUGGGCAUGAUUUUCUUCCUUCCAGGCGUCGUCUGCCUCUUUAUUGCCUUUCAAUGGGGCGGUUCGAGGUAUGCGUGGGACCAGUGGCGCCCCAUCCUGCUGCUUGUCGUAUUCGCGGUCUGUACGGCGGCGUUCGUUGCUGUCCAGAUCUUGACACCCGACACCGCUUCCGUGCCCCCGAAGGUCAUCACCCAGCGGAGCGUUGCAUUCGGCACAGGUUUCACCUUCUUCUUGGCAGGGUCUAUGUUGAUGCUGGUGUACUACGUACCGGUCUGGUUCCAAACCGUUAAGGAAGUCGAUCCCGUACAAUCAGGCAUCUACACACUCCCUCUUGUGCUGAGCCUAGUCGUUUCCAGCAUAAUGUCCGGCGCCAUCACGCAGAGGAUCGGCUACUACGUCCCAUCGAUGCUCGUCGCACCCGCCAUCAUGACGGUUGGAGAGGGCCUCCUAAGCACUCUUAACCGUGACAGCCCAAGCUCACAUUGGAUCGCCUUCCAAUUCCUUUCCGGGUUUGGUUUAGGAUUUGGGAUGCAAACGGCCGGCCUCGCAGUGCAGACCGUCCUCCCAAAAGACGACGUCAGCACAGGCCUCGCAAUCAACCUUUUUGUCCAGCAACUGGGCGGAGCUGUGUUUACAUCCGUAGGACAAACCAUCAUCACCAACAUGCUGGUUUCAAAACUAUCUGGGGUCCCUGGAUUAAACCCCCAGCUCAUAGUCAGCGAGGGCGUGACGAAGCUGAUUGAGCUGGUUCAGCCGGGGGACGCUCACCUAGUGGUCGCAGCCUACAACGACGCCUGCCGGGCCAUCUUUCUGUCAUCCAUGGGUCUGGCCUUUGCGGCACUGUUUUGCGCAUUCGGCAUGGAAUGGAAAAGCAUAAAGAAGAACAAGAAUAAGGAGAAGCUCGAUGUUCUUGCGCCGACUCCUCCUUCAAACCCUGCAUCGCCGGAGCUGCCGGGAGCCACGAUUCUUAACGGCCAGAACAGGCCCAUGCCCGGAAGACCAUUCUUCGAGAGUGCCAAGGGUGGUAGUAUCCAGUCUAGGGCUUCACGACGCAGUACCGCGGAGGCAAAGUUGGAAGAUGAGCGGAAAGAGGAGGCCCGGAGACACAUGAAAUGGAGGAGCGACAAACGCCCAGCUACGGCAGAAGCUCAAAGACGGAGCGUUUUGACAAAACCGGAUUCAAGCCACGGGCCUAGCUCCAGCCAUAGACAAAGUCAAGGUGCGGAAUCCAGUAAGGAGGAUCUGCUGACUAUAGCACUGCGCGACUGGACUCAGUACACGAAUACGCAAGGAGGGGGACUUGGAAAGCCGAGUCAGUGGCCUAGGUGA
Messenger RNA from Chaetomium globosum CBS 148.51, 2097 nucleotides. RefSeq lists its product as uncharacterized. The transcript has 3 exons. Gene Ontology annotation, biological process: transmembrane transport. Gene Ontology annotation, molecular function: transmembrane transporter activity. The record is from RefSeq and is a predicted model, not a curated record. Bases 1 to 2097 code for a protein of 698 amino acids. Lineage: Eukaryota; Fungi; Ascomycota; Sordariomycetes; Sordariales; Chaetomiaceae.